AAGUGCACACCUGUGUAUCACACAUACUGUAAACCUAGGAAAGGGAAAUAAAUGUAUUUCCAUAACAUUAAAGCCCUACACUACUGUCUGUCUGUCUGUCUGCAUGAGACUGAACUGGUGGUGAACUCUCCUGUAUGGGAGACAGCUCCCAGCGCUAGCUCACGGUCGGCCACCCUGUUUUCCUCCUACAGCCACGGAAGCCGCAGCGCUUCAAAACAGCGGAGUGUGAUCCAGAAACAGGGUGUUUCCUUGACAUGUUCUCGGGGUACCAGGAGCGGGAGGAGUAUGAAGAUGAGCUGUACCGUGUGGAAGAUGAAGAGGACUGCAGCUUGUCCGAGCUGGACAGUGAGCUGGAGUUUCAGCUCUACUCACAGCUCCACUACGGUGCUGAGGACCAGAACAACCAGGAGAAUCGGGACAAGCAGCAGGGCAAUGCGGACUCAGGCUCCGUUCACACUAAGGUUCCUCAGUCCAUGCCAGGAAAGGAGCCCACUCCUCUGUCACCUCCAGAAAUCAUCACAAUCGAUUCCGGUCCAGACGUUAUCCUGAUCUCGGACAACACUGAGACCGAGGACAGCGUCUGCGCCAUCAAAGGUAGAAGUGCAAGCACAAAAAAACAGCGUCACACUGCGUCUUCAUGCCCUCCGCUAAGGAAAACGCCUGAGAACGAGGCGGGAGAGGUGGUAGUCGUGGAACUGGAAUCAGACGAAAGUUCGGAUUCAGACUCGGUUCCUCCUUUUGUGGCAGAUCUGGACUCUGUAUCAGAUUCAAAUUCGGAUUCAGAUGGACUGGAAAACUGGAUGCUUUUGGGAAAAGGAAAAGAGGCCGGAGAUCAGAACAUUCAGCUUAACCUUGCCGUAGAGGAGAACGAAGAACAAGAAGACUUUGUAAGACAUGAAGGUGGACCUCAGAACUGGACCGUCUCAGACAGAGAUAAAGAGGCCCAGAUAUUUAAUAAAGGGCAGGGCGGAGUGCGGUUGGCGAACAGGUACUACUCCCCGAAGACGGUCACCUGCCAUAAUUGUCGCAGAGUUGGCCACCUCUCCAAAAACUGCCCCUCACAAAAGAAGCUGCCGUGUUGUUCGUUAUGUGGUGUUCAGGGUCACUUUGUGAGGGCCUGCCCGAGUCGUCACUGCUCGAACUGCUUCCUGCCCGGUCACACGUACGACGACUGUCUGGAGAGAGCGUACUGGCAGAAGUGCUGUCAUCGCUGCGGCAUGACCGGACACUACAUCGACCUCUGUCCAGACAUUUGGAGGCAGUACCACAUCACAACUAGAGUGGGUCCCCCUGUGAAAGUUCCUAAUCUGAAAGCCACGUCCCCUGCGUACUGCUACAACUGCUCGAAACGAGGACACUUCGGCCACGAAUGUACCCAGAAGAGGAUGUUUAACGGGACGUAUCCCACGCUGCCGUUUGUCUCCGGCUACAACACCCAAUGUGACCUCAGAUACCUAGAGAACCGAGCCAGGAACUACGUGCAAGAGCUGCAGAGAGCUGGUUUAUUAGAGCAGCAAGAAGAAGAAGAAGCUCCUCCUCAAACUCCUCAACCUCCCCGAAAGAAACAGAAACCCAACCCUAACAAAAACACGCUCUUCCCCUUCACGCCGACCGGACGCCCCCCGAAGAGACGCAUCGCGCACACCCCCAAGCACCACCCUCAGACCACGCCUAAACAGAGCGCGUGGAAGCCGGCGCAGAAGAACACGCCCGUUCCACAGCUGGAAGGUAAAAAGAAGAAGAACAAGAAGAACAACAAGAGCGCGUUCAUCGUCGACGUGGACGAGGACUUCCCCAGAGGCUUUCAGAAAAGCCCCCACAGCAGAGGAACCUGCACCCCGUCGUCCGCGGGGAAGCCUUUCAGGUCUGGCGGGCUGUUCGGCUCAGGGAGAAGCUCUUCAGAGAAGAGCAACAAGAAGAAGAACAGAAUGAAGAAGUGGGAGAGGAAAGCAGCGAACGACCUGAAGAACCAGCCGUCUGACGAGAACCUGUUUCUAAUCAAACAAAGGAAGCGUAGCAGAUAACGGAGAGAGAGAGUGUGUGUGUGUGUCAGUGUGUGUGUGUGUGUGAGAGAGAGAAUGAGAGAGAGAAUAAGAGAAAAAGAAAGAAGAGAGAGAGAAAGAGUGAGAGAUGCUGUGCAAGAAACAGUUGUUAAUAAACGAGUUUCAGAAUUUGUCUCCCUCUACUGGCCAAAUUUACAGGUGCAGACACACACGCUUCUUCCAGUGCUGAUCUUUCAGGAACAGCUUGAGCUAAAAGGCUAGCAUGGCUAACAACAGAUAAAUAGGAUAGACACCUUUACGUUUUCUAUUGAUAAUUAAUGCUAAUUAAUGGCUAUUCACAAUUAUUGUUUAUUCAAAGUUAGCGGUCUUAGCGUUUCUCACAGAUAUUUAAUUUAAUUGAAAAGGAUUGGGUCAAACAAGCAUGCUAACGUGGCUAAAUCAGUCCCAAACUCCUCAGAACUCCUCAGUAAGCCUGAUUAGCGUGUUGCUAAUCAAUUAGCGCUGUUAGCUGCCUUAGCUGCUUUCCUGUUGGCUCAAAUAUGCAAGGCUAAGUUGCUAACUCCUCUAGAAAGUCCAGCAACUCAGACACAAACAUGCUAAGGUGACUAAAAGAAGGAAAGGCCAUGAAUUAGCAUGAUAAACAAAGUGCUGUUUCACUACAGUUAGCUUCUUUCUUUUUUUUUUAGCAUAUCUGACAGAACUGUUACUUGUAGCAACUUGUAAUAGAAGGGCAAAUGCUUCCAAAUAGCCUCCAAUUACCGUUUUUUCCCAUUAUUAUAAGGAUAGUGCACCAGAUUAUAAAGUAACGUCUAUUUUCUGGUCUAUUUUCAUACAUAAGGUGCAUUAUGCGGCACUUCUAAGGAACAGGUGUGUUGCCAUGUUUUCCUGCUAAUUCAGCAGCAAAACUGUAAUUCUUAAAAAAAAAAAAACAUUUUCUUUUAAAGUCUUGGAGUACUGGAAGUUAAUCUACACAGAUUUCCCUCCUGAAAACUGUUUAUUUGGGUGAGUAAAGUGUUUACCGUUUAUUCACAGUAAGCUUAGCGCUCGGCGUGGUUAGCGGCUAAUGCUAAUACUGCUCCAGUCUCGAAUCCUGUAUAACGCUGUGUUUCAGCAGAGUGGCAUUCAUACAUAAAGCGCACUGACUAUUUUGGGGAAAAUUAAAGGGUUUUAAGUGCUCCUUAUAGUGAGAAAAAAACUCUAGCAUUAUAAACUGAGUGCUGGUCACUGUUAGCCACUUUAGAAUUUCUAACAGAACUGCUACUUGAAGUAAGAACUGUGUAGGAAUUAUGCAAAUGUAAUUGAAGUUGAUAGAUGCUAGCCAUCGGUUAUAUGUACAGCUCUGGAAAAUGAACAUUGUUAAUAACAGUAAAAUGAACAUUGUUGUUUUGUUCUAUAAAUUUCUAAUUUCUCAUAAAAAUAUUGUCAUUUAGAGCAUUUAUUUGAAGAAAAUGAGAAAUGGCUAAAAUAACAAAAAAGAUGCAGUUCAGAAUUCAAUAUAUGGUGGAAUAAACCUUUUUUUUAAUCACAGUUUUCUUCAUGCAUCUUGGCAUCACAUUCUUCUCCACCAGUCUUACACACUGCUUUUGGAUAACUUUAUGUCUGCACUCCUGGUGCAAAAAUUCAAGCAGUUCAGUUUGGUGGUUUGAUGGUUGAUCAAAGGUGAUCAUCCAUCUUCCUCUUGAUUAUAUUCCAGAGGUUUUCAAUUUGGUAAAAUAAAAAAAACUCAUAAUUUGUCUGGGAAACUCAUACAGUUAAUGUUUGCUGUUUUAGCAUUUCUGACAGAAAUGUUACUUUAAUGUAACAAUUUAAACAAAUUUGAAAAACUAUAGCCAUGAUUUAGCACAAUAAACAAUGUUGUGUACUGUUAGCAGCUUAGCAUUUCUGACAGCAAAUUUGUAAAGCAAAGUGGCUAAUCUGAAGUAAUUGUUUAAUGAUGACUAAAGACAGACGCUUGUGAUCAAUUAGCAUGGUAUAUGUAUUUAUGUGUAUCUGUUUUUGUAGCAUUUCUAAAAGAUAAAAGCUUGGAACAAACAUGCUAUGAUUAGUACUAAUUGUUACUGUUCACUCUUAGCAUCUUUAGCAUAUCAACAGAAAAGUGAAUGCAACUAAAACAGAUAGAUAUAGAUUCCAAUACAUAUAUCAUGUUAACUGCAAGCUAGCAUCUGGCUUCAAUUAAAACUGGCUUAAAAAAAACUUCAGAAAUUGUAACAUUGAAAUAAAUGUUCUGUCAGAAAUGCUAAAGCUGAUAACACUGUACAACAUUGUUUGUUGAGCUAAUUGAUGGCUGCUGCUUAGCAAAUUUGUUUGAAUUUUCACACUGUAGUGAACUUUUUGUCAAAUAUGCUAAAGUAACAGUUCUGUCAGUAUAGAUAUAUUUUUGCUAAGGUUCAUAAACAUGGACAGAUACUUGUAGCCAUGAAUUAGCAUGAAUAAAAUACAGCAUGCUGCCUAGUGUUAGCUUUAGCAUUUCUGGUAAAACUGUUCCGAAACUGUAUAAAACUAUCAAAAUGAACAAAUACGCUAAGCGGUAGAUAAACAUGGUUGUGCGUAGCAAUCAGUUAGUAUUGUAUAUGCAAUUCUACCAAAUUUUAACGAAGUAACAAAAGCUCUUUUAUUUUUAUUUCCGUUAGCAGCCAUGCAGUUCCUUUAACUCAGCUCCUCCAAGAAUGUUGUGAUUAUUUGUUUGCCAGUAUAAAAAAGAAGAAAACUGAUUAGUUAUUGAGCCACACAAUGUAAUAAAUCAGACAGAUUCUUAAAUACGUUUUGUUUGUGGUUUAAUACAUAGUUAAUUGGAACUAUUUUCUGUAUAGCAUACUAUAUAACUCUACAUUACAGUUCAUACAAGACUGCGACUCAUUCUUCAUCCUUCAGGUUUAAAUUCUAAUACUCAAUCUCCAUUACUCAAAAGUCUCCGAUAACAAUAAUAUGAUUAACAAUGUAAUUUUUUUAUUUUUAAACUUGUGCCAUUUUGUCCUUAGUAUGAUUAGAAAAUUGUAAUUUGCUGCUGAUAAUUUCCCCUUCCUGUACAUAAAUGUAUGGAUUAUUUUCUAUUUAUAUUGUGUACAUGCCUCUCAAAUAAAAGCAGUUUUUGGA
Messenger RNA from Astyanax mexicanus (Mexican tetra), 5096 nucleotides. It is a transcript of the gene zcchc7, whose product is annotated as zinc finger, CCHC domain containing 7. The transcript has 10 exons. The record is from RefSeq and is a predicted model, not a curated record. Lineage: Eukaryota; Metazoa; Chordata; Actinopteri; Characiformes; Acestrorhamphidae. Bases 255 to 2024 code for a protein of 589 amino acids. Gene Ontology annotation, molecular function: nucleic acid binding; zinc ion binding.